Molecule: messenger RNA, 1386 nt
Organism: Ctenocephalides felis (cat flea)
Lineage: Eukaryota; Metazoa; Arthropoda; Insecta; Siphonaptera; Pulicidae
Product: zinc finger protein 271-like
Exons: 2
Coding region: 1-1386 (461 amino acids)
Source: RefSeq, a predicted model, not a curated record
AUGUCGAAGGAUACAAUUAUGUCUAUGAAUGGUCUGGCAGUUAAAAUUGAACCACCAGAAUAUUCACCAGAAGACAUUAAACUCGAAAUAGAGGAUGAUUUUGAUGAUCCUAGCGUUAUCGUUAAAUCUGAAUCGUGUUCUGAAGAUGGUGAUACGUGUUUAGAAAGAUUUAUGAAUUCAGAGGUGACAAUUGAAGAAGAAGUCAAACAGGAGUUAGUUGAGACAACAACUUAUGAAUGUGACGUUUGCAAUAGAUCAUUUGCAGAAUCUGAUCAUUUAAAAGAGCAUAUGGCCGAUCAUAUUGCUAAUAAUAGCAAAGACUGUCAUUUCAAAUGCGAAAUCUGUUACAAGACUUUUGAUCGAUUAAAUAACCUGAAAAAACACAUACUCAUACACAGUGAUGAGCGCCCCCACAAAUGCAGUACGUGCAAUAAGACAUUCACACAAUUAUGUAUUCUGAAAAAUCACAUGCUUAUUCACAGUGGUGAGCGACCCCAUCGAUGCAGUAUAUGCAAUAAGACUUUUAUAUAUGUAGGUAAUCUGAAAAGUCACAUGCUUAUUCACAGUGAUGAGCGACCCCUCCAUCAUCGAUGCAAUAUAUGCAAAAAGACAUUCAUGCACACAGGUAAUCUGAAAAGACACAUGCUCAUUCAUAAUGGAGUACGCCCCCAUGCAUGCAAUAUAUGCAAAAAAACAUUCACGCAAUCAACCAAUCUGAAGAGUCACAUGCUGGUACACAGUGGAGCUCGUCCCCAUGAAUGCAACAUAUGCAAUAAGACAUUCACAAAUUUAAGUAAUCUGAGAAGUCACAAGCUGAUACACAGUGGAGUACGUCCCCAUGAAUGCAAUAUAUGCAAAAAGACAUUUAUGCGAACAGGUGAUCUGAAAAAACACAUGCUCUUUCAUUAUGGAGUACGCGCCCAUGCAUGCAAUAUAUGCAAAAAAACAUUUACACAAUCAAGUGGUCUGAAUAGUCACAUGCUGAGACACAGUGAAGCACGUCCCCAUGAAUGCAACAUAUGCAACAAGACAUUCACAAACUCAAAUGAUCUGCAACGUCACAUGCUGAUACACAGUGGAGUACGCCCACAUGAAUGUAAUGUAUGCAAAAAGUCAUUCAUGAGAACAGGUGAUCUGAAAAAACACAUGCUCAUUCAUAAUGGAGUACGCCCCCAUGCAUGUAAUAUAUGCAAAAAGACAUUCACGCAAUCAAGCACUCUGAAGACUCACAUGCUGUUACACAGUGGAGCACGUACCCAUGAAUGCAAUAUAUGCAAAAAGACAUUCAUGAGAACAGAUAGUCUGAAAAGACACAUGCUGAUACAAUGCGGAGUACGCCCGCAUGAAUGCAAUAAGACUUCUGAAAAUGCACAUGCUGAUUCAUAA